Messenger RNA from Oppia nitens, 4532 nucleotides. Its product is annotated as ankyrin repeat and BTB/POZ domain-containing protein 2-like. The transcript has 7 exons. Gene Ontology annotation, molecular function: protein heterodimerization activity. Lineage: Eukaryota; Metazoa; Arthropoda; Arachnida; Sarcoptiformes; Oppiidae. The annotation marks the transcript as partial. The record is from RefSeq and is a predicted model, not a curated record.
GGCCAACGGUUGGGCGAGUAGUGGCGAUGAAAGGGUCAGCGCCRGCGGUAAAGGUGGCGGYGGCCAUAGGUCACURUCGUCAUCGGGUCAUGCAUCGAUGUCGUCGGGUACCGAUACUACUAAUAGCACCGAUAGAUCYACCAAUCAUCAUACCGGUGCUAAUACUACUACUACUACUACUACUACUACCGGUGCUCAUAGUUAAAGGUGGCGGCGAUCCGUAUGCUUGUAGUAGUAGUCGUCCAUCGGUUGARUCGUCGGCAGCGGCAGCGGGUCUCCGAUCGCGUAAAGCCGYCGGUAGUCAUCAUCGGGAGGACAGUAUAUUUUCGAGGGCCGCCGCCGCCGCCGGGAUGUCCGCUGGUCAUAUGGCUGCGGGCACUGGAGGUAUGACCAGUCUAGAGGGCGUACGGGCAGCCAUUGAACAGAUGUCGCUGAGGACACAAGGUGGCCACUCGACCAGUACCUACUCGUCCUACUAUUCGGGCAGCGAUUACGAGCCGAUAACCGGAAAUACUUUCCGCCACCGAUUGAAACGAUAUUCAUCGAUGGAAACCGUCGGUACAAACGUGACCACCAAUGCUGCCGACGAUUUUGUUUGGGUGGACACACAUUCACGGCUGGUUGAACUGCAACACUAUCCGUGGGAUACCCAGGAUGUCCUACGACUGAUACGCGAGGGUCGACUACGACAACGGCUCCGUUGGAUUUCGAUGGACUGUUUGCCGCGGCUGUCCUAUCUGUUACAGCGGCCACUCAUCCGGAUAGCCAGCGAAGCUCAACGACUGGCCAAACCGUUAGGUAUCUGUACGAAACACGAGAUUGCCGGCGCCAUCCGUAUUGUUUUCGGCACCCAAUUGGCCGAUACAUGCGUUAAAUCGGGUCAUCGGGCGGCCGCCAUAUUUGCCGUGAGUGUUGGCGGCGGUGGCGGCRGCUGUCCAGUAGGCAGUGGCGACUAYUCWCAGUGGCGUCAAUCCAAACAAACCCGAGCCGGCCUACAGCUAUCSGUCGGCCAAUUUCACCGAUGGAUGUGCGACGUCCGUAUGGGUCAGUUUGUUGAUGAAGUGGCCGCUAUUUAUAUGACCGCUGCGGUCGAAAAUCUGGUCGAAGAAAUUAUCAUUCAUUGUCUUCAAGUUACGGCCACCACUGGCGCCGCCGGCGCUACAACUGCCGACGGUAGUAGUGGUGGUUGCGGUGUAGUACUAACUGCUCAACUGUUGGACACUUGUGUGGCCAACAAUCCCGAUCUGUGGGGUGUUUUGCAACCGUUUGCCCAUUUGAUUGCCGGCCGUACGGCCAACGGUGCGCUAGGAUUGUCGCCAGCGCUUAGCGCAGCCGUCGAUAUGAUUGGCAGCGACGGCGGCUGUGGCGGCGGUAUCGCCGGUAGUAGUAGUAGUCAUGACGACAACAACGGUAGUCAACAGUUGGCCAAACAAUUGGAACAAAAAUUGUUGACCACUUGUGUCGGUAGUGUCCAACAGUUGGCCGAAUUGAUCGACGAAAUCCGUAAAUAUCGGUUAGCUAUGCAGCCGUCRGCGGCAACCAGURGUGGUCAACAACAACAACGAAAAUCUGGUCAAACCAUGUGGUGGUCGCAACAAAACUGGUCGUUAGGCGGACUACAUUCACUAUACUAUUAUAUGCGAUGCGCCCAACUUGAACACCAAUCGGCAGUAGUGGCCGCGGCCAACAAUACAGCCGAUGGCCAAUCAUCGUCAAUCAGCGGCGGCGGUGUUGUUGGCCAGGAGUUGGUCUACGAACGUCCGUAUCUGGUAUUGCCGCCACUGUACGAAUGGAUGCGCGUAUCGGCCGCCCAGGCCUACUAUCGACGGUCGCCAGUAGUGGACAGGGAUGACCUACUCCAGGCCGCCCGACUAUUGUUACCCGGUGUCGAUUGUCCACCCCGGCCACUGUCCACUUCCCUGACCAACAGCGAAGAGUGGCUAUACUGGCGCCGCGAUUUGGACAGUACGGAGUGUACCCGUCGGCUGAAAACCGAUCUGGCUUUCCGUAUGCUCGGCUCCGGGCGUUCGGAUAUUGUCCAACAAGCCGUUCAACUAUUGCCGGCCAACUAUGGCCUGAAUACGGUCAACGAUUCGGGUCUGACGGCACUAAUGUUGGCCAUUGUCGACGGUAAUCAACGAUUGGUUCAGCUACUGGUCGACAGCGGUCACUGUAAUGUCAAUGUUGAGACACCGGCGCCGCAGAAACAACAACAACAAUACAAAAAUCGUCAGUCAAUUGCCGGCACCGGUAGUCACAUAUCGACAGUAACCCAGUACUGGACAGCACUGUGCUAUGCCUGCGCACGUGGCCAGCGGGAAAUUGCCGAAAUUUUGUUGGCUGCCGGUGCCCGUGUCGAAGGCGGCUAUCGAUACGGUGACGAUUGCGGCGAUCGGCCAACACAGACACCCCUGCAGUUGGCCGCCGGCGGCGGACAUACCGAUUUGGUUCGCCUACUGUUGUCCUACGGCGCCGAUCCCUAUCUGAGUACCGAACGACCGGAUCAGUCGGCCGCUGCUCACUGUACCGCCGCUCGCGGUUGUCCGCCAGCCAUAUCGGUGGCUGCAAUGCACGGCCAACGUUGGAUAGUACGGGCACUGUUAGCCCAGCAGACAACCUACAGCACGUAUAAGGAUGUUCUGUCGUUGGAGGAAAUGCUGGCCGAAAGUUCGGGUACUGUUGGCGGCGGCAAAACCAGAGCCACCGCCGCUGCCGUUGAUAAGUCCCGUAUGACACACGGGUUGGCAGCCAAUCAUCAGUCGUCGCUACCGUCUCUGAAUGUCAUGUCAUUGAUGACCAGCAACAAUACAACCAGUGAUUGUAAUACCGGUGCCAACAAUAGUUGUAGUAAUAAGUCGAUGACCAGUACUACUACUACUACUAUUGACGGGAACAGUAGUUGCAGUAAUAUUAGUAAUACCGGUGCCAACAGUAGUAGUGUAAGUAGUAGUAGUAGUAGUACUACUACUACUAAAACUAGUAGUAAUAAUAAUAAUAAAGUCAUACAAUUGACCAAAACUAAGCUACGGGUGCUUCAGGAAGCUAUGUAUCAUUCGGCCGAAACCGGUUGCCUAGAGAUAACACUUGAUCUCCGAAAUCUAGGCAUUCCCUGGACAUUGCAUACAUGGAUGCAGACAGUGAUCACUGCCCACGGUAUGCGUUUGGAGGCCAUUACCGAUCAAUUGUUGCGGGAUUUUAUGCACAUGUGGUCCGAUUCCGAUGACUACUACUAUAGUCUACAGUUUAUCGAUGAAUGUUUGCCACUAUUGUUCAGUCUAUUACGCUAUCAGACGCCGACAUCGGAUACGGCAUUAUUGUUGGCCGACAUUAUCAGCACGUGUUUCGGUAAACGUGGCGGCGAUGAACGCGUCGGCGGCGGAGGCGAUGUUGGCCGCCGUCUGCAUCCAAAUAGACGAUCACAGCAUAGCCUAUCAUCAAACGGCGGUAAUAUCGGGCCACCAAUUGGUGAUAGUAUUGGUGUCGGCAGCAGUAGCUGCGGUAACGGUAGCAUCCAAUCGAUAGACACCAUUGACCUGCGUAUGGGCGCCCGUAUUGAUGCCAAAUAUGUUAACAACAGGGAUAUGUCCGACUGUACGUUCAAAGUCGAGGGACGGGUGUUUUAUGCCCACAAAAUCAUAUUAGUCAACGCUUCACAAUGGUUUCAGACUCAACUGCAACCUACCGGUGCUGCCGGUGCUGGUGUUGGUCAUCAUCAGCAGCAACAACAACAUACCAGUGCUCAAGAUAUUAGUAAAACAAGUACUACUACUAUCACUACUGGUACUACCGAUCCGUCAUCUGUAUCGUCAUCGUCAUCAUCACUGUCCACUACAGCAUCACCAUUGCGUUCAUCGUCAUCAAUAUCCUUACCUCCCGGUGCUCUACAACAACAACAUCAGUAUCAACAACAACAACCACCACAUCAUUAUAAUUAUCAUAACAACAACAAUAGUCGUGAACCUAUUGUUAUCAAUAAUAUUAGAUUUGAUAUAUUUCAGAAAGUAAUGCAAUUCCUAUAUAAUGGCGGUUUUGAUUUGAAUACCGAUGUCGACCAAAACGAUAUAUUAGAGUUAAUGUCUGCCGCAUCCUAUUUUCAAUUGGACGGACUGUUGAGGUACUGUAGCCGCCGGUGCUGUGACUAUAUAUCGCAUGAAACAGUUAGUACACUAUAUAUGAAUGCCAUACAGUUUAGUGCACUUGAAUUGAUGCAACAUUGCCAGAGAUAUAUACUAGAAAAUAUGGUCACCCUAUUGGCUAAUAAUCAACAAUUAGGACAAUUAUUAUUGUUUGAUAGUACAGCUACCGGUGCCACAGCUAGUAGUGGUAGUGGGGUUGGAAAGUUGCCCAACAAUAAUACCGGUGCCAAACAUCACAAUCAUCAGCAGCAACAACAACAGGUAGUCCAACAUAAUAGACUACCCGACCAUUUGACGGCACUGUUGUUUACACUACAACAACGGUGUCGGGAUAGACAACAACAACAGCAACUACUGGCCCAUCAAAGACAACAACACCAACAACAACAUAAAAGU